AGUGAUUGUGGUUAAGGUGUCAAUGAACGACGACAAAUCUCGAACAAAGGCCAUGCAAAUAUCGGUCGGAAUAUCAGGUGUUGAAUCGGCGGCUAUAACGGGGCAAGAAAGGGACAGGGUGGAGGUUGUCGGAGAUGACGUGGACGCGGUGGAGCUGACACGGCAGUUGAGGAAGAAUGUUGCCUACGCAGAGCUUGUGAGCGUGGGCGAAGCCAAGAAGGAGGCGCCCGCCACCGCCGCCGCGGCCGCAGUGGUUGCGCCCGCCCCACAGCCGGGGGUGGUCUGGACGUCGUACGCGGCGCCGUACGACGGAUUCCCGCAAUACCCAAUUUAUGAGAUGAGGAGCCCAAGCUAUGAGCCGUCGUGUACCAUCAUGUGAUAUAUAUAAAUAUAUAUAGGUUAUUAUUGAUUUUCAAAUUUCAAUACUUGAGGCAUAGUUUCUUGGUUUUGGUUUUCCGAUCUCUUUUACUGUAAUUAAGGUGAUCUUUUUUUUUUUUUUUUUUAAGAUCAUUUGGUUUUGUACUUUAAGUCCGAUGAGACUUGAAAGUAGUAAAGUAAUAGAAAAUCGAGGUAUUUGGCAUUUGAUAAUUGGGGAAUUUUUCACAACUAUUCACUCAUCAUUAUUAAAAUCCUUUUGUAUAAUAUCCAUUUUGU
Molecule: messenger RNA, 654 nt
Organism: Erythranthe guttata (spotted monkey flower)
Lineage: Eukaryota; Viridiplantae; Streptophyta; Magnoliopsida; Lamiales; Phrymaceae
Source: RefSeq, a predicted model, not a curated record